AUGGGCUCUUCUUCUCCCCUAACAAGGAGAAACAGAGCAGUGUCCUCUGUUUUAUCUAUGUUUCUUGUUUUCCUCUGUUUCUCAUCUUCAUCAAACGCUCAACCCACGCCAGUUUUUGCCUGCGAUACCUCCGGAAACUCAUCUCUCGCCGCCUAUGGAUUCUGCAACACCGCUUUGAAGAUUGACGCCAGAGUCGCUGAUCUUGUCGGGAGGCUCACGUUGCAAGAAAAGAUUGGGUUCUUGGUGAAUAAAGCUAACGGCGUGACACGGCUUGGGAUUCCAACGUAUGAAUGGUGGUCGGAAGCACUUCACGGCGUUUCUUACAUCGGACCCGGCACGCAUUUCGCCGGCCAAGUUCCCGGUGCCACUAGCUUCCCUCAGGUCAUACUCACCGCCGCUUCUUUCAACGUAUCUCUGUUUCAAGCCAUUGGCAAGGUUGUCUCAACGGAAGCGAGGGCAAUGUACAAUGUUGGAUUAGCAGGACUAACUUAUUGGUCACCGAAUGUUAAUAUAUUCCGAGAUCCGAGAUGGGGAAGAGGACAAGAGACUCCUGGAGAAGAUCCAUUGCUUUCUAGCAAGUAUGCUUCAGGAUACGUUAAGGGUCUUCAAGAGACUGAAAGCAGCGAUGCUAACCGCCUCAAAGUCGCUGCGUGCUGCAAACACUACACCGCUUACGACGUUGAUAAUUGGAAAGGCGUAGAACGUUACACUUUCAACGCUGUGGUGAACCAACAAGAUAUGGAUGAUACGUAUCAACCACCGUUCAAGAGUUGUGUGGUUGAUGGGAAUGUGGCGAGUGUUAUGUGUUCUUACAAUAAAGUCAACGGUAAACCAACUUGCGCUGACCCGGAUCUCCUAUCCGGUGUUAUCCGCGGUGAAUGGAAGUUAAACGGGUACAUUGUUUCGGAUUGUGAUUCAGUAGAUGUGUUGUACAAGAACCAACACUAUACCAAGACUCCAGAGGAAGCUGCAGCUAUAUCUAUCAACGCAGGAUUAGAUUUGAACUGUGGUUCCUUCUUGAGCCAGCAUACAGAGGCCGCGGUUAAGGCGGGUUUGGUCAACGUGACAGCUAUCGACAAAGCAAUUUCAAACAACUUCUUGACCCUUAUGCGGUUAGGAUUCUUCGAUGGAGAUCCGAAGAAGCAAAUCUACGGCGGGCUCGGUCCAAAAGACGUUUGCACACUUUCAAAUCAAGAGCUAGCCGCAGAAGCAGCUAGACAAGGCAUUGUCCUACUAAAAAACACUGGUUCCUUACCUCUUUCUCCUACAAUGAUCAAAACACUAGCCGUGAUUGGACCGAACGCGAAUGUCACUAAAACAAUGAUCGGAAACUACGAAGGCACGCCGUGUAAAUACACAACCCCUCUCCAGGGAUUAGCGGCGACGGUAUCAACAACAUAUCUACCAGGCUGCUCCAAUGUAGCUUGCGCCGUGGCGGAUGUAGAUUCCGCCACGAAGCUAGCGGCAGAGGCUGACGCGACGGUGCUCGUUAUAGGUGCUGAUCUGUCUAUAGAGGCAGAGAGCCGAGAUAGAGUCGAUCUGAACCUUCCCGGACAACAACAAGACCUUGUGACCCAAGUGGCUAAAGCAGCUAAAGGACCGGUCUUGCUAGUUAUCAUGUCUGGUGGAGGUUUCGACAUUACCUUCGCUAAGAACGAUCCGAAGAUCGCCGGAAUCUUAUGGGUUGGUUAUCCAGGAGAAGCUGGCGGCAUAGCUAUCGCUGACGUCAUCUUUGGCCGUUAUAAUCCAAGUGGAAGAUUACCGAUGACGUGGUAUCCACAAUCCUACGUGGAAAAAGUUCCUAUGACGAACAUGAACAUGAGACCCGAUGCAUCAAACGGGUAUCCGGGUCGGACCUACCGGUUCUACACAGGAGAAACGGUUUACGCCUUCGGAGAUGGACUCAGCUACACCAAGUUCAGCCACAGCUUAGUCAAAGCUCCUCCACGUGUCGUCCCUCUACGUCUUGAAGAGAAUCACGUUUGCCGUUCAUCUGAAUGCCAAUCGCUAGACGCGUUCGGACCACACUGCGAGAAGAACGCUGUCGGAAUGGCGUUUGAGGUUCAUGUUAAGGUAAAGAACGGUGGAGGUAGAGAAGGGCUUCACACGGUGUUUUUGUUCACGACGCCGCCGGAGGUUCAUGGCUCGCCGAGGAAGCAUCUUUUGGGGUUUGAGAAGAUUAGUUUGGGGAAGAUGGAAGAAGCGGUGGUUAGGUUUAAGGUUGAUGUGUGUAGAGAUCUUAGCGUUGUUGAUGAAGUUGGGAAGAGGAAGAUUGGUUUGGGUCAGCAUGUUCUACAUGUAGGGGACUUGAAACAUUCUUUGAGUAUUAGAAUCUAA
Eruca vesicaria subsp. sativa (arugula) is the source of this 2337-nucleotide messenger RNA. The record is from the annotation of a GenBank genome assembly. NCBI's taxonomy places the organism in Eukaryota, Viridiplantae, Streptophyta, Magnoliopsida, Brassicales, Brassicaceae.